Messenger RNA from Callithrix jacchus (white-tufted-ear marmoset), 2119 nucleotides. It is a transcript of the gene UBAC1, whose product is annotated as UBA domain containing 1. NCBI's taxonomy places the organism in Eukaryota, Metazoa, Chordata, Mammalia, Primates, Cebidae. The record is from RefSeq and is a predicted model, not a curated record. Gene Ontology annotation, cellular component: ubiquitin ligase complex. Gene Ontology annotation, molecular function: protein binding.
UUUAGUUCCUUACGUUGCUGAUUUUGGGAACUAGUUCUCAAGUCUCUAAAGGACUGAGGUCAGCUAAGAAGCCUGUCCGUGUGUCAGACUGGCCUCCUGUCUCUAUUUGACAUGAUCUGAGGGUUGGCAGAAUUUAGGUUGAAGGAGGGGGCAGGUUUCUAGUGCUGGCUCCGUGCGAUAAGUUACAUAUCUAUGCGUUGACAGAUUGGCUGCGUUAGACGUUAGCUAACUGUGGCCUCUCAGGAUAAGCUUCACUUCUUACCAUGGCAACCGCUCACAUGGAGGACUUUCGCGUUGCUUUGGUGAGCGUGGCUCUGUGGGGUUCUGGAACUGUUGGAGGCAGGCUUGGCAAGCCCCCUUCUGGAACAGUGGCUGUGAGCAACUGAGAGGUGUUGGCCUCAGGGUUCACACCAAGGAGCGGCCGCGCCUCCCACGCUCAAGGGCAGUGUGCACAUGGGAGCUUAGAAGAUCCCAAAAGUGUAACCCAUCAUAAAUUAAUCCACGCUGCCUCAGAGAGGGUGCUGAGUGAUGCCAGGACCAUCCUGGAGGAGAACAUCCAGGACCAAGAUGUCCUAUUAUUGAUAAAAAAGCGUGCUCCAGCACCACUUCCCAAGAUGGCUGAUGUCACAGCAGAAGAAAAGGAAACCGUGAAGCGUGUUGCUUGCUGCCUGCCCAGAAGCCCAUGCUUUGGAAAGCUCCCUGAGCAGAGGAAGACGUGUCCUAAAAAACAAGACCAGAAAGCUCCAGAUAAAGAUGCCAUCUUCCGGGCCACUGCCAACCUGCCCUCCCACAACAUGGACCGAGCGGUGGUCCAGACCAACAUGAGAGAUUUCCAGACAGAACUCCGGAAGAUACUGGUGUCCCUCAUCGACGUGGCGCAGAAGCUGUUAGCGCUGAACCCGGAUGCGGUGGAAUUGUUUAAGAAGGCGAAUGCGAUGCUGGACGAGGAUGAGGAUGAGCGUGUGGAUGAGGCCGCCCUGCGGCAGCUCACGGAGAUGGGCUUUCCUGAGACCAGAGCCACCAAGGCCCUUCAACUGAACCAGUGCGUGGGAGUCACCCCUGCCCUUGCCGGAGACACAUGGGGCCUGAUCUUGUGGGGCUCCCCCUGCGGCAUGUCAGUGCCUCAGGCCAUGGAGUGGCUCAUCGAACAUGCAGAAGACCCGAGCAUAGACAUGCCUCUUCCAGGCCAAGCUCCCUCAGGGGCUGAGGGGGCCGCAGCAGCCGAAGCAGCCACCUCCGAGGCCACCGCAGGCGCCAGCAGCACCGACGAGGAGGCCAGAGAUGAGCUCACAGAAAUCUUCAAGAAGAUCCGGAGGAAAAGGGAGUUUCGGGCUGACGCUCGGGCUGUCAUUUCCCUGAUGGAAAUGGGGUUCGACGAGAAGGAGGUGAUAGACGCCCUCAGAGUGAACAACAACCAGCAGAACGCUGCGUGCGAGUGGCUGCUGGGGGACCGGAAGCCGUCCCCGGAGGAGCUGGACAAGGGCAUCGACCCCGACAGUCCUCUCUUUCAGGCCAUCCUGGAUAACCCAGUGGUGCAGCUGGGCCUGACCAACCCAAAAACUUUGCUAGCAUUUGAAGACAUGCUGGAGAACCCGCUGAACAGCACCCAGUGGAUGAACGAUCCAGAAACGGGUCCUGUCAUGCUGCAGAUCUCUAGAAUCUUCCAGACACUAAAUCGCACGUAGGUGGCGCUGCUCCACUCGGCUGUCCAGCCACAGCAGCCCCCAGCGCAGCCCAGGGCAGAGCGGACAUCGCCUGGAAACUCACUUCAGCUCCUCGGUCCUGGACUGUUGGUGGCGCCGCGGCUGCUCCUGCACUGUGAUCUGAUUGCUUAUAAACUCUGGUGACGGUAGUGUGUAAGGCCGUAUUUUUAGCAUCUGACAGGUGUUUACAAAAAAGUGCUUGUGGCACUAGGAAGUGAAGUGACUGCUUCUUCCCGUGCUCCUCUGGGCUCUUGAGUUGCUGCUUGAACUGCCCCUAGACGUUUGCUUGGAGAGCCCACGUGUUAUUUGUUAUUUGACGGAGGCAGGUUUCAACCCAGAGUGUUAAUGUCAGGCAUGCUAAUUUAACUAGUCACUCACAGAUGACUUUUCUUUAAUAAAUAAAGUCCCUUUUCCUA